Molecule: messenger RNA, 7327 nt
Organism: Oncorhynchus nerka (sockeye salmon)
Lineage: Eukaryota; Metazoa; Chordata; Actinopteri; Salmoniformes; Salmonidae
Product: mucin-2
Exons: 5
Coding region: 75-6011 (1978 amino acids)
Source: RefSeq, a predicted model, not a curated record
GCGGGAGAGAGGAAACCCAUAUCACGUGGAGAGUGCCAGUAAUUGCGGAUCAGCCUCAGGAAUGGAGAUGUACGAUGUACUUCAAUUCCUUUCUGCCUUUUCACCCGGGGUGUUUUAAGCCUCCCUCCCGCCUCAAUUGGUUAACGGAGGGUAACCAAACGCGAGCCGGUAGACUGAUAAUGUCAACACAUGACGCGGCGAAGGUAGAUCUCAGAUUUCUAGGUGGAGAGAAGGAGAGAGAGGAAGAGACAGAGGCGCCAAAGGUUCCUGUCCAGAGAGACGGAAACUGGAAGAGGACGAACAAGACAGAGAGACCCCAGGAUGUGAGGUGGUCCCAGGAGAACAAUCAUCAUGGAAACGAAGUGGAAACUGACCAGUGGACUCAGACACCACUCAGUGCCAACAGUGGGGGGAUAGAACAGACAGAGCUAACUUUGGGGACCAGGGAGGAGAGUCACGGCCGAUCUGCAGUUCUGAACUGGAACCCCAACCAGACCUGGUUCACAUCCUCCCUUUCCUUCAGACUCUCCUCUCAACACAGCAAGAAAUACGACCUGGAAAAACUAGAGUCCACAGCUCAGAGGGAACACUGUCUACACAGUUCUCAGGGACCUGUAAGGGACGCACCUAUAGCUCAAGCACAGGUGAAAAGAGAAGUCUCACCAUCAUAUUAUUUUGUACCAGCCAAUUGCCCUUCAGAGGAAGAGGAAGUGACAUCGCUUACUUUUAAAGAGGAAGAGGAUUCCAAGACAGCCAUGUUGUCCUCCACGCUGGUGUCGGUUCUCGCCCCACAAUGGAGUGGGAGAAUACGCAGGAACAAGCGGGGCAUGGCCGGUACGGACAUUAGUGUGUUUGGCACGGCAACCAGUGAGUCUGGACAGGAAACCCAAGGUAACGGUCAGGAAGUGAGCGAGGGGGGUGUGCUUUUGAAGCCGCAAGUCCCUCUCGAGACAGACUCUGUAGGACAACGACGACAGUUUCUGGAGACCCAGAACCAACGUGUUGGGGAGAGGGGGUUGACCCUUGGAUCACAAGUCCAUGAGAGGGCUUCAACACUGGGUAGCUGCAGAAGCACAGUGGGGGGCUGGUAUGAGGGAAGCACCCCCAGCCUCAAACUGGACAACCCAACAAAGGCCCCAGUUUCUAAGCCUGUCUCUCUGGAUGUGAGUUGGGGGAGGCUGGCCAACAGAGGCGGAGAGGGGGGAGCUGUUUCCCCUGUUACUCCCAGCUCUCCCCUCUCUCCCGACCUGCAUGCACACAAGGGAAUGUUACAGGCAAGUCGUCAAGGAGCCCAGACAUCAUUGCUGAGUUCCAAACCAACAACCAGUAGCCUUCUUUUCUCUCUGAGAAGGCUCAACACUAUUGCGAGCUCUAUCCACUCAGAGACAAAUAUCUCAUCUCUAACCAAUGACAGAGAUGGAGAGACUUCAAGUCCACACCUCUCUCCAACCACAACCAAUUACAAAGCAUCAGAGGCAAUUAGGGCACACCUUUCCUUAACCUCAUCCAAUGAUGGAGCCAGAGAGAGGUCCAAGUUCCUACCCUAUUCAGCUGAUCCCACUUACAGGACAAUAGAGGGGUCAAGGCACCUCCCCUUACCAACUUCCAAUCACAGAGAAGCAAAUACACACAGGACACAACUAUUUUCAACCUCGCCCAAUUACAAAGACACAGAGGGCACACCCUUUACCAAACUUCCCCAGACUUCCAGGGCGUAUCCCAACCCAACCUUCCCCAGUAAGCAGACUCUUCUGUUUAGUGGUCUAGAGAGACUUUCCCCCUCAGAGAGACCAGAUGGAACCACGGUUCCCAUCAGUGAUACUCAUCUACCUUCCUCUCCACCGUCUCAAUAUGACCACCUGGAUUUUCAUGGGAGCCAGUCUCUUCCCAGAGGAACCACCCUGAGAUCUACUAGCUGGAGAAAGCACAUUACUCUGGAGGACAGUGUGUCUAAUCCCAGUUCCCCCCUCAGUCCCACUACCACCACCACUAUCAACAACAACAACAACACAUUCAGCCUCUCAAGCACUUCUAGCAAUAAUAACACGGGCCCCUCUAGCACCAAUGAUAACACUGGUGUCAAUCCCCAAAUCAGCAUCAAUAACAACAAUAAUUUAGUCACCCCCAACAAUACCAACCUAAACAGCAAUACUGUCACUGGCAAACACACACCUCAGAGCACCCUUAAAAGGACUUAUGUUCAAGAUAUCCCAGACCAGGAUUCCUAUAGAAUACUCAAAACUCAGAAUUCCCUUAACUCGAAUGACCGACAAUCACAAAAGCCCUAUUGUUUGUCCAAUAUCUCCUUCAGGUCUAACACCAGUAGCCCAGCUAGCUCGAGCACUUUGAGUAGCCCAAUAAAGUCCAGCAAGCCUGAUCGCUACAGUAGGCAAUGUAGUUAUGACACCAUCUACACCCCUCUGACCGUAUUUAGCCCCAAGACUCCAACCAGCUCUGAAACCAGUGACACUCCAUCCUCCCUCAGUAGUCAUAGAAACCUUUAUUUGUCCCAUUCCCUGAACCCCUCUUCCAGACAGCUCUCCUUACAAACCAGUAUCGCCUCCACAUCCCUCAGUAGCCACAGACCCCUCUAUAGUUCCCGCUCACUCAAUACCGCCAGCUCUAUGAGACAAGACCCCCAAAAUAGCCCAAAAUCUCCACCUCCAGUCGUCAGAAGCCAGAUUCCCAUCGUGAGUAACACCCACACCCCCACAUCCCAACUGCAGUCCCCUAAAACUGCUUACACGCCUACCACAACUCCCCAACCACUCCUACUUAAAACCGUCUACGUCCCCAGUAUCCUGACCCGCUACACCCGACCGUUGUCCCCAGACAGCUAUACCCCCAUAUCCCUGAGUAUCCCCACCACCCAGGCCCCCUCCACCCUGCCCCUCUCCCCACCCAGCUCGUCCCCUCUGGUGGAAAGGACGUUCAUAGGCAGCCUAGACCUCUCCCCUAAGAAACACCAGCCCCAAGUGGAAGGGAGGGUAACAGCACAUAGAGCGUGGCAGGAGUCACAACUAAGGCUGUCACAGUCUCAUUCACCUCAGAGACCUCUGUCCCCAACCAGACCCCUCCGUAGUGUAGAGGGUCCCGCCAUCUUCUCCUCCCUGAGAUCGGGCAGCCCAACCUGGGCUACGUCACCUUUGUCUCCCCCAACCCCCAGGACCACCAAACUACAAGUUUGGAGGGGAACCUCGAUGCAUAACUUAUCCAUAAUAUCUGAUACAUUGGUGAAGGAGGGAGGGCAAGCUCUCUCAGAGCAUGUUAGCGACCACACUUCAAACGUCACAUUCAAACACACAGGAACCGACUCGACCGUAAUAGGACCACAGAGGAAGACCGCUGCCCCUCUCUCCCUUCCAGAUUUUGGGAGCUUUUCCAAGCCACGAUUUAGCUCUCCGCCCUAUUCCACACUCAAGUCUUCACGCCCAACACAGGGUGAGGUCACACACACAACAUCACACCAACCCCUUCUCUCACCCCAACACUACCCCUUCUACGGCCAUCACAGGGCUAGGUCACAGGACAGUUCAAAGAUUGUUGCCUUGGAAAUUGAUUGUGUCAACAACAACUCCAAACAGACCAGUCAAGAAAAUGUUGAGACACUUGUGUACAGGAUUUCUAAAGUUGAUUCCUCUGCCAUAUUGGACAGUAUUAGGCCUGCACAGCCCUGUUUUCCUCGACACACACCAGACACACGAGUCGUCACAGGGAUAAAGUCCAAUGAACUCUGCUGUCUACCUUCACAACACAGCCAGGUGAUUGGAAGUCCCAGCUGUCAAUCAUACCAAAGCUCCAAUGACAGUGGAGCAUUAGACAUUGAGAAGGUUGUGUGUAAAAGCGAGAGUUUCCCUAAGAGUGCAGCGGCUCCAUUACAAACCCAGAGCCCAAAGAAAGGCUUAUUCUCACUGAGAGGUAAGAGAGACAAUGUUGUUGGUACGCCUGCUGCCAAUAUCCCUAGAAACCCAGCGAUGCCUCAGUCUGAGAAACCAGAGAAAGAGUCAGAGAAGGAGCAAAAGGAAAGUAACAAAAUAGACCUGGUGCUGAGUCGACUCCGGCAGACCUUCAGAGUCAAACAUCUCGACGACGAGAGGACGAAGAGAACACCCCAGCCUCCUCCUGUCAAAGGAGCCAGUGACAUUAGUGAUGUCACUGAGAGUAGUGGUUCUAGCAAUCGAGAAGAGGAGGAAAAAUGGAGGGAGAAUGAUGGCGUUCACAAACCUUCAAACUCUUUCUGGGGUGGCAGUGAGCACACAUCAGAUAUGACGAAGGAAAAUGUUAGGCGUGAACACUCACAGUUUGAGGGUUUUAAAGACCAUAAAGAGGCUAGAAACAGAGACCAGCCUUGUGUUAUGGAUCUUCCUCAAUUUGAGGCGUACAAGGACGAAAGGAUCACUAAACCCAAACACCAACCUUCUAGUAGCGAGAUCAGCCCAACAAGGCAGCAGUUUGAAGCUUACAAGGACGAAAGGAUAACUAAACCCAAACACCAACCUUCUAGUAGCGAAAUCAGCCCAACAAGGCAGCAGUUUGAAGCUUACAAGGACGAAAGGAUCACUAAACCCAAACACCAAACUUCUAGUAGCGAGAUCAGCCCAACAAGGCGGCAGUUUGAAGCUUACAAGGACAAAAGGAUCACUAAACCCAAACACCAACCUUCUAGUAGCGAAAUCAGCCCAACAAGGCAGCAGUUUGAAGCUUACAAGGACGAAAGGAUCACUAAACCCAAACACCAACCUUCUAGUAGCGAAAUCAGCCCAACAAGGCAGCAGUUUGAAGCUUACAAGGACGAAAGGAUAACUAAACCCAAACACCAACCUUCUAGUAGCGAAAUCAGCCCAACAAGGCAGCAGUUUGAAGCUUACAAGGACGAAAGGAUCACUAAACCCAAACACCAACCUUCUAGUAGCGAGAUCAGCCCAACAAGGCGGCAGUUUGAAGCUUACAAAGAGGAGAGGAUCAGUAGAGCCAGAAAGCAACCUCCUCAGAGAGACUUCAGCUCCGUUAUGCGUCAACCCUGGGACCCCAGCCGCUCUGCAACCCUCCCUGCCUACAGAACCUCCUCAGGCAGCACCAGAAACACUUUCUCUGUCUUCCACUUCAGCCAGAAGGACUCUGAAAAUGAUAACGUGUUCCACAUUCCCAGGAUUCCUCAGAGGAAGAAGACCACCUCUCUCUGUGAGCCAGGGGACAGGGAGUUCGGUUCCGGUGAUCAGCGUGGCAGUGAGGGACGUCUGGCAUCCUUCUCCUCCUGUGCUGAUCUCAAAUACGGUCUUGAGGCUGGGCGUUCCUUCUCUGUGACUUCUGUGCUCUCCAGCCGACCUUCGGGUCCUGGACGCAUCUCCUCAGGCCCUAGGGUCAGCAGUGUCAGUGACCUCACUUACCCUGCUCUGACCUUUGGAGAAGAGGUCAUGACUUGGGAUGACUGUAGGGUCAAAGGUGAUUGGACAAUACCAAGGUGGGACACACACACAACCACUGGCCACAAAACCACAGGUGACAGCCAAGCUGUAAAUGACUGGUCUGUCGUUAGUGACAGGACAUCCAGAAAUGAGCGCAAAACAAUCAAAGCUAAUUUUAUAAAUCCACACAAGGCUAGAUCCAAAUCCCUACCCAGAAAUGUAUCCUGGAGUUCAGAGGUCACCGCCCCAUCUCCAACCUCUACCACCACUGGCCGCAUGUGGAACCAUGGCAGCCUGGAGACCUCUCACUCCCUGUGGGAUACAGAGGGUCCUCCAACCCCCCCUCUGUCCCCUCCCUGGUCCCCAGCCUCCAGACGCAUAUCUCGCCCUCCCAGCUCCUCCUCCUCUGCCUCACCCUCCCCCACAGACAGCAGGGCGUCACAGGACAGCCUGUCCCCUAGGGGGCGCCUACCCUCCAGGGGCUACGUCUCCAACCUGGCAGUCUUCGAGGAGUCCGACUCAGGCUCUGACAUGGACUCUGACACAACCACAGAUGAUGAAUACUACCUGGCAGGUGAUGGCGGCGAGAAGGAGACUGAACUGUGAGAAGAAAUACUGUAUGGGAUGCAUCUCAAUAGCCUAAACUGGGUCUGUCUCCUUAUAUAGAAAGGAUACUUAUUUACACACCUAUUUUUGCUCACUAAAAACAGACUUGUUAAGUGUGCAUGGCUCUGGGCCUCCCGAGUGGCGCAGUGGUCUAAGGCACUGCAUCGCGGUGCUAGCUGUGCCACUAAAGAACCUGGUUCGAGUCCAGGCUCUGUCGCACCUGUCCGCGACCGGGAGACCCAUGACACGGUGCACAAUUGGCCCAGCGUGGUCCGGGAGGGUUUGACAUGCAGGGAUGUUCCUGUCCCAUCGUGCACUAGCGACUCCUGUGGUGAGCCGGGCGCAGUGCACGCUGUCACAGUCUCCAGGUGUACGGUGCUUCCUCCGACACAUUGGUGCUUCUGGGUUAAGCGGGCAUUGUGUCAAGAAGCAGUGUCGGCUUGGCUGGGUUGUGUUUCAGGGGACGCUUGAGUUGCAGCGAUGGGACGAGCCUGUAACUACCAAUUGAAUACCACGAAAUUGGGGCGAAAAAGGGGUAAAAUAAUGAAAUCAAAUAAAAAGCGCAUGGCUGACAGUAAAGAAGUCAGCACUGUCAGAUCACAGGUUAAUGUCAUGCUCUUAUCCUGGGAUCCAAAGAGCAGCCCACAUGAACUCUACACCAUAUCCAAGAGCAUGUCAUGUCAUGUCACAGUACUUGACUUUCUCAUGUCUGAUAUUUGUUUAGUUAUCAGUGGGAAGUGUACUGUAUAUGCUAGGUUAAAGGUAUUUAUGAACAAAGAGCUCUAGCUAUAAAGCUCUCCUAUCCUGUUUUAUUACUUCUGCAGCUGUUCUAACCAUGGCCUUUAUUCACAAAGUGUAUCAGAGUUGGAGUGCUGGUCUAGGAUCAGGUCCCCCCUGUACAUAUAAUCAUAUUCAUUGUGAUCUGAAGCCAAAACUGAUCUUAGGUGAGCACUCCUAAACUAAGACUCCUUGUGAAUACUGACCCUGUUGUGGUAGAGUCCUGUACCCGGUGAGAGGUAUACCUACCAUACUCAGUUUGGCUGGGGUCACAUUUCAUUGUCAAGUGCUGCCUAUCAAUAUGCUUUAAGCUAGCAUGCUAUAUGAUAUGCAAGAUAAAUAUCUUUGAAUGUUUUAAUUCUCAUGGAAAUUAGUAUUUUCUAUUUUGGUUGUCUUGGAAGGUUCUCCUGAAAUGCAUUAUAAACAGAUGAUCGUUAUAAGAAAUGUGUGAAUUACUUUUUGUGCAAUUCAACAGUUGUUUUUGGAUCAAGUAUAUGGUAAAUAUAUUUUGAAUGAACAAUAAACCAGUUCUAAUUCUG